CACAAUUGUUUAAUUUGUUUUCUCUUUAUAUCUAAAACAGGGCUCCGAAAUUUUCAAAACCUAAUUGAAAUCUGAAGAAGAGAAAACUGAAUCUUUUGCAUCGAAUUGAGUUGGGAGGACCUCAAUCGAAACCGGACGCUGGUGCAUCGCUCAAUCGUUGGUUAGGGAUUGACAUUUGAAAUCUCAAGAUGCCGGCUACAGCAGGUAGGGUUCGCAUGCCUGCGAACAAUAGGGUCCACAGCAGUGCAGCCCUUCAAACCCAUGGCAUAUGGCAGAGUGCCAUUGGCUAUGACCCUUAUGCACCCAAUAAGGAAGACAAGAAGGAUACUUCACAAAAUCUGCCAAAUGCGGAACCUGAUGCUGAGAAUGCAUAUGCCAGCUUCCAGGGGCUUCUACAGCUUGCUAAGAUAACCAAUGCUGAUGUAGAUGUGUCCCGUGGGGCCUGCAAGAAAUGUGGGCGUGUUGGGCACCUCAAGUUUCAGUGUAAGAACUAUGUGAAAAUCAAGGAUGAAAAUGAGGAGAAGGAUCCUGAUGCCAUGCAGCCUCUGGGGUUGGUUGGAUUGGAUAAAAAGUUGAAGGGAAGGGCUGAGAAGGUGGAUAGGAGAAGCAAUGUUGAGAGCUCAGAAGAGGAGGAGGAGGAGGAGGAUAGUGAGAGUUCAGAUUCUGAGAUUGAUUCAGAGAUUGAGAGAAUUAUUGCUGAAAGGUCUGGGAAGAAAAUUAGUGGGAAGGGAGGUUCUUCUAGAAAGAAAGGGGAUUCGGAUGAUGAUGGGUCUGACAAAGAUUCUGGCAAGAAGAGAAAAAAGAGAGGGAGGUCAAAGCAGAGGAGGGGGAAGAGGGAAGUGAGUGAUUCAGAUGAUUCAGGCGAAAGGAGGAGGAAGAGAAGGAGGGAGCACAGGAGGAAGAGGGACAAGUCUUCAGAUGAGGAUGAUGAGUAUAGGCGCAGGCGAAGAAAGAGUAGGAAGGAGAAGAGUAGAAGGAGAAGCCGUCUAUCAGAUUCUGAUUCUGAAACAUCUGAGGAUUCUGCUAUACGGCACAAGAGGAAAAGCAAGAGAGCCUCAUCAUCGUCGGACACUGAUUCGAGUGGAUAUAAUAAUAAUUCAAGGAUGGGUAGAAAUGUCAACAAAUCAGAAAAGAGGAGACGCCACCGUAGGGAUGAUGAAUAGAGUGGCAAAAUCGGUGCAGUAGUCAAUUAUAUGUCCUUUGAUGAUUCUAAAUUUUCAUGUAUCAAACACUUCAUGCUUGUCUGUUAUUGUGCGUUGCUUUGCGCUUGAGUUUCAGAAUUUGCAGAAUUUGGAUGUUCAAUAACUGUAUUGAUUUUUCUAUACUUUAGAGUGAUAUUAAAU
Gastrolobium bilobum is the source of this 1343-nucleotide messenger RNA. Its product is annotated as CAX-interacting protein 4. The record is from RefSeq and is a predicted model, not a curated record. Lineage: Eukaryota; Viridiplantae; Streptophyta; Magnoliopsida; Fabales; Fabaceae. Gene Ontology annotation, molecular function: nucleic acid binding; zinc ion binding. The coding region runs from base 189 to 1163 and encodes 324 amino acids. The transcript has 2 exons.